This is a messenger RNA of Trematosphaeria pertusa, 618 nucleotides long. RefSeq lists its product as uncharacterized. The coding region runs from base 1 to 618 and encodes 205 amino acids. Gene Ontology annotation, molecular function: transcription coregulator activity. NCBI's taxonomy places the organism in Eukaryota, Fungi, Ascomycota, Dothideomycetes, Pleosporales, Trematosphaeriaceae. Gene Ontology annotation, cellular component: mediator complex. The record is from RefSeq and is a predicted model, not a curated record. The transcript has a single exon. Gene Ontology annotation, biological process: regulation of transcription by RNA polymerase II.
AUGGCUUCUACUAACCCUUCCGCUCCAACCCAACCCCAAUCCCAAUCCCAGAACCAGCAGCAGCAACAACAACCCUACCGCGACAUCGCCGCCACGCAAAUCCGCUCUCUCUCCGCCAUCAACGCGCGCAUCCCCUCCAUCCUCACCACCUCCGCAACCACCAUCUCCCAGCUCACCAACGCGCCCAUCCACCCGCCGUCCAUGGACCUCUCGCCCACCGCACCCGACACCCCCGCCCUGCGCCGCGCCGCCCUCUCCACCUCCUCCAACGCCUUCUUCUCGCUCGUCCUCGAGCUGCGCACCGCGCUGCACGCCCAGAUCAACGAGCUGGAAGAGCAGGGCGUCAUUCCCGCGGAGGCGGUACGCUAUUUUGCGCCGGUGCAGCAGCAAGGGCCGCCUGGGCAGACACAGCAGCAGGCCGAGCAUAGGGAUAGCGAGGCGACGGUUACGAAUGGCGGGCUGGGCGAUUUCGAUGUCGGCGUGCUGAACGCGCGGGCUGGAGUGCGGCAGAGGGAUGGGGAGGAGGUGCUUGGGAGAGUCAAGAAGGUGUUGGAGGAAUUGGUCAGGCAGAGUGAGGAAGUGGAGGUCAAAGAGGAGGAGAUGUCGGUUGAUGGGUGA